Molecule: messenger RNA, 2773 nt
Organism: Dermacentor albipictus
Lineage: Eukaryota; Metazoa; Arthropoda; Arachnida; Ixodida; Ixodidae
Source: RefSeq, a predicted model, not a curated record
GCGCAUCAGCGCCACUCGGUGCUCUUGUUGCAGCUAGGGUUGGAACACGGGCUAGAGUCCCAUUUCACGUCGAACAGCCUGCGUGGAUCCUCCAACAUCGUGCAGUUGACGUUCAAGAAGGUUUUAACAUAAUGGAGCAUCAGUGCAGUCAGUCUGAUGAACCCGAAGAGGCUGACUACGACAAAGUAAUACCACUGCCGUGUUAUGGCCGCGGCUCCAAACUGAUUCCCUUGGAUGAGCUGCCGUUAUUCCAGUACCUCAAGCGACAGGCUGCUUUGCGAGGAAGACUGGUUACCGAAGAACUAGUGCGCCCACCUCAAAAGCACCAUCAUCCAUCGUCAUACGAGUCUUCUGAUGCGGAUCACAACAAGUAUAUUGGCAAGUCUGGUUGCUCCCGUCAGACACCACUUUGUGCACCAGCUUUGAAUGCUGGCUUGGAACCAAUGCAAGCUGCCCAAGAAAGGGGUGAAGUCCUGCGUCAGCCAUCAACCUCACAGCGAUCACCAGGGCCCCAAUCAUCGCACUUGGCAUACCGGCACCGCUACAUCCCACACACGUCUGGUCUACCAACUUCCUGUCACCACCAGACAGACAGGCCCAGUCGUCAUUCAAUUCAGCCAUCUCCACCAACCACCAAGCAGUGCCACUUGGUGCCUCCAGUGAAAGGCUUGCCAAAGGGACCAUCGGGGUCUGAUUGCCAUGGAGGUGCGCGAAGGAAAAUGCCAACGAAAUCUCGUAAUAGAGGACACGGUGCAUCUCGGUCUGCAAGGAAGGCACGACGUCCUGCCAAGAAGGCUUCCUUUGAUCUAGGCACCUUCAAACUUCCUGUCGACCUCAGUGGAUGGGCAGAGUCCUUCACCGUAGGUGUUACUUGUGACUCCAAUGAUGACUCGGAUGAUGAUCUGAUUGUCUGCAGGGAUGCUGAAGAUCGGCACUAUGGUACGCUGAUGUUCCCGCCUGACUCGGAGAAUGAGUUCACAGACUGCAAUGAGGAUGAAGCAAAACAGCAUGUGUCAUCUGAAGAUUCUAUCUAUGAAUCUCUCUCAUCAAUGUCAUUGGAGUCCACAACAGACCUGAUGUAUGAAACUGCUGCAGAGACAACUCCAGAGAAUUGCUCUCCUGUCCCUGAACCAGCAAAGACUGCCCCAUUAAUGGGUACUUCCAAGUCCCUGGAGGCCAAGAGUUCUUCACAGGCACUUACUGCAGUGCCUGUCUACAACAGCAUUGUUUCCUCUGCCAAUGCAAGAGCCACAGAGAUAACUCCUGAAUACUCCAAUCCUAGCCCUAAACGGAAAAAGACAGGCCUUCCAGCACGCACCUCAAAUGUGUCGGAUACAGAGUCCAUGCGCAACAGUAUCAUUUCAUCUCGUUCUGAGAUAUAUGUGCAGGAGACCCUUUUAAGCUCUACUGCUGCCUCUGAAUCAAAAAAGACAGACUUUAAAACAGGUGUCCACACGUUCUCGAAGACCAGGCACAUCCGGAAGGCGACGGCUUCGGAGUUUGUCUACAACAGCAUCAUUUCCUCUGCUGCUGCUACUGUUGCAGGGGGAAACUAUGUAAGCUCUACCUCCGUCCCAGAGCCGACAAAGAUACGUUUCCGAACAGGUGCCUCAAAGCAAUUGAUGCCUGAGUGUUCCCUCAAAAGCACGACUGCUCAUUCUGUCUACAGCAGCGUUGUUUCUUCUGCUACUGGGAAAGCAGAAGAGGUGACCCCUCGAAGCUCUACACGAGUUUCUGGCCUGCCAAGUGCAGGCUGCCAAACUGGCAUUUCAAAGGUUUUGGAUAGCAAGCACUUUUCACAGACUGAAACUGUAGAGUCUGUCCAUGACAGUGUCAUUUCCUCUGUCGCUGGGGUGAUUGCCGCUGAGGUGACACCUGUAACCUCCGCAACUGUCCUUGAACUGCCAAAUAUGAGAGCCUCAACAGGCACCUCAGAGGUUCUGGAUAUCAAGCUCAUGCCACGGGCUGCUUCUGUGGAGUCUGUGAAUAAUAAUGUUAUUUUUUCUGCUGCUAACGCAGCCACAAAGCUGCAGAAUCCCCCUGUGAUUUCUGCUGCUCUCCUUGAACUGCCAUACACAGGCAUCUUAGCAACCAGCUCAAUGGUUUUGGAUAGCAUGCAUACUCCCCAGACUACUAUUGUUGAGUCUGUCAACAAUGGCAUUUCCACUGCUUCAGAAAAAGCUGCAGGGGUGACUUCUGGAAGUUCCACUUCCAUCCCAGAACCAACAAAGACCAGUUUUCUAACUGGCACCACCUCAGAAUUCAUGCAGACCAAGCAUAUCCCAGAGCCUAUGACUGUAGAGUCUGCCAAGAGUGAUACUUCAUGUGCUACUGGAAUGAUUGCAGAGGUGAUUCCAGCAUGUUCUCCUGUGUCAGCAAAGACAGACUUACCAGCAGCCACUUCAAUUACUUUAGAGAUCAAGGGCCUUCCUAAAGGAACAACCGUUGAGUCCCUCUAUGAAAUCAUUUCUUCCUUUGCUCCUGUCGAUGAUGUCAUCGUCACUGUGGGAGACGAAGUAUGUGGGAAAGUAAUUGUGACCAAGUGUUGCAACGUUGCCUGGCUAAUGAAAUGCUUGCGAGAGGCUUUGGCUCUUGAAGAUAAACCAGAACUACUGCAGUUUAUAUGCCCCGGAGAAAAGUGAAAGCCUACCGCCCUCCACCCUUGGGUAGUAUCACUUGACAUGGACUGUUAUAGUGCCAGUGCUGCAUAACAGCCCACAGAAUGCAGCUUUUUUCUUUUCAUUGAAUGCCAAUAAAAGCUGUGUUUCUGGAA